AUGGUUCUACACAAGCAUGGAGAAAGAUUAUACUCUGGGCUCAAGCAGGUUGUUACAGAUCAUCUCAUAGAAAAGGUAUGGUAUCUUCCUUCUGCGGUUAAUGUUUUUCUUGCCAGCUGAGAUUGUGAAAGUGGCAUGAAAUGAAUUUUUCUCUGAAUGGAACCUUUUUCCUGUAAGUGCUAUUGCUUCAUCUUGUGGCAGACAAAUGGGAUUCAGUUUGUGACAAUGUGUUUAUUUGGGUGUUUUUCUCUUCAGUCAUGUUUUCUCAUUUUUGUUUUUUUCUUGUAAGAUUCGCAAAGAUGUCGUGGCUUCACUCAAUAACAAUUUCUUGGAUACAUUGAAUGCGGCUUGGAAUGAUCACCAGACAUCUAUGGUGAUGAUCAGAGAUAUUCUUAUGUACAUGGUAGGUCAUUGCUCUUAAGAAAGUACUUCAUAAAGAUCAGGGUUUGCAAAUACGCCAAAUUUGGUGUAUUUUACACCAGAAUUGUUCAGAUGAUUUCACAUAGGUUAUGGAGGGAGUCACUUCGACUCCAGAAAUUUUCGGUGACAAACAGAGAGCCACUUCGACUCCAGAAAUUUUCGGCAACAAACACAGUUUUGUCCUUACCCUUUUUGCAACAAAUACAAUUUACGUUAAUUGUAAAUGUUGUAAACCUUAAUUAAAUCAUCAAAAUUAAAGAAUUAUACUGCACGACAAAACAGGAAGAGGGUAAAUUACGAUCAAAGUUUACUCUAUGACCACCAUCCUGGAUUUGAGCUUUCCAGGUCAGUGGACCACCACAGCUACUUUUUGUAUCCCUCAGGAUAGUGUAUACAUGCCAGGACCACAUAAUGGAAAGUCGGAAAGUGGCUUUUUUUCGUUGUGAUACUUGACUCCAAAUAUUCCAAAAUGACUCCAAAAUUUGUGAAGUAGAAGUCAUGGUGACUCCACUCAUCAAUAAAAUUUGCAAACCCUGAAGAUGGUUGCAAUUGUUCACUCUGCAGUGUUAGAGAAACUUUAUUCUAAAGGGUUUUGUUAAUGGUUUGUCUAGCGAUAGCCACUUAAUUAUUGAUCAUGAUGUUUCAUCCGUGUAGUGCAGGUCUUCAUUAGGCGAUUGUCUUCAUUUAUUGAGUGAGACUGUUAGUACUGCCAUGAUAUUUUAUUCUUUCCUCUAAUAAUGCCAACAAUGCUGCAGAUCAAAUCCACCUACCACGAAUGAGGUUCGUGAUAACACCACGCACUGACAACCACCUAAGAGAAUAUAGUGAGACAAACCAGGAACAAAAUCCUUGACCAGGCUCUACCAUGUUAAAGUAUAUGUACUCUAGCAGCACUUGGCAUGGUAGCUACUGGCAACUUACUCUUGCCCUUGGGUAACUAGGAUAUCUUACAAUGUAGUUUUUGCAUUCAUCUCGUGCUGUGCGCCCUAGAUUUCAUGGGUUCAGAACAGUGGGCUUCAUGAAAUUUGUCUUAGAGUACUGCCUUUGUAAAGCUAAAGUGCUCUAGUUUGAAUGGUGACACUAUAUGAUUUACAUUAAUGUAUCUGCAAACUCGCAAGUUAGAAAAAUGUUUCUGGUCUUCUAAAUAGCUUUGAGAGUAAAAUGAGUAAGAGCUGAUCUCCCCACUUAUUGCUUAUUACAGGAUUAUCUAUCUUUUUUUUCAGGAUAGAGUGUAUGUUCAACAAAAUGGUGUUGAUAAUGUUUACAACUUAGGCUUAAUCCUCUUCAGGGACCUGGUUAGUUUCUUGUUGAUCUAA
Molecule: messenger RNA, 1736 nt
Organism: Porites evermanni
Lineage: Eukaryota; Metazoa; Cnidaria; Anthozoa; Scleractinia; Poritidae
Source: the annotation of a GenBank genome assembly